Blastomyces gilchristii SLH14081 is the source of this 1209-nucleotide messenger RNA. Its product is annotated as sphingolipid delta-4 desaturase. Gene Ontology annotation, molecular function: sphingolipid delta-4 desaturase activity. The record is from RefSeq and is a predicted model, not a curated record. Lineage: Eukaryota; Fungi; Ascomycota; Eurotiomycetes; Onygenales; Ajellomycetaceae. The coding region runs from base 1 to 1209 and encodes 402 amino acids. The transcript is spliced from 3 exons. Gene Ontology annotation, biological process: ceramide biosynthetic process.
AUGCCCUCAGUCGUUACCACCUCCUCUCCCAGAGCUCGGGUCUCUGCGACAAGUGCUGGAAACAGCUCCAGCUCCAGCUCCACCCAUGCUCCGCCGCCACCCUCCAAUUCCUCUAUAGAAGACAAGUUCUUUUGGACUUAUACAGAGGAGCCUCAUCGUUCCAGACGCCAGGCUAUUAUCAAGGCUCAUCCAGAGGUUACGAAGCUCUGUGGUGUUGAGCCCCUUACCAAAUAUGUCGUUCUCGGUGUUGUCUCUCUUCAGGUCGCCUGUGCAUACCUACUCCGAAAUACCCCGGUCUUGUCAUGGCAGUUCCUCUUGACUGGUUAUGUUAUUGGAGCUACGGCGAACCAGAACCUCUUCCUCGCAAUCCAUGAGAUAUCACACAACCUCGCCUUCAAAUCUCCUUUUGCAAAUAGGCUGUUAGCUGUAUUUGCCAAUCUUCCAAUCGGCAUACCAUAUACCCUACCAUUUAACCCAUCACAAAUCCCUCGGUGUGGCCUCGCUGGACACGGAUCUCCCUACCGCCCUCGAAGCCUUCUUCCUCGACUCCGUUCUCGGAAAGGCCUUCUUCUGCACCUUCCAAAUCCUCUUCUACGCCCUACGGCCAUCUUCAUCUAUUCCCCGCCCUUCACCUCCAUCCACCUGCUAAACAUCAUCGUCCAAUUCACCUUCGACUACUGCCUGUACAAAAUCUGUGACUCCUCCCUCCAACCCAUCUACUACCUAAUCCUCAGCUCCUUCCUCGCCGGCUCCCUCCACCCUUGCGCCGGUCACUUCAUAGCGGAACACUACUUCUUCUCGAAAACUGGCGCGGGCACUGAAUCGAUCGAGGAACUGCGACGACAGAAGAGUGGUGAUAAGCAAACAAUAGAAAAACCAGGAGGAGAUGCAUUGGCCAACCUACCCCCGCCGGAAACGUACUCGUACUACGGGCCAUUGAACAUCCUAACGUACAAUGUCGGUCUACACAAUGAGCAUCAUGAUUUCCCUGCCGUGCCGUGGACAAGGUUGCCUACUCUACACAAUAUUGCCAAGGAGUUUUAUGAGCCUCUCCCUUCGCAUCGUAGCUGGGUCUGGGUUAUUUAUACCUUUAUCUUGGACUCGAAUGUUGGGUUGUGGUGUCGCGUGAAGAGAGCUGGAGGUGGGAGAAUCGUGGGAGGAGGUGGUGUUGAUGGUGGUGGUUGGAAAGAAUCUGAGAUCCAAAAUUGA